This is a messenger RNA of Equus caballus (horse), 2621 nucleotides long. It is a transcript of the gene TSN, whose product is annotated as translin. Gene Ontology annotation, biological process: RNA metabolic process. Gene Ontology annotation, cellular component: nucleus; cytoplasm. Gene Ontology annotation, molecular function: sequence-specific DNA binding; single-stranded DNA binding; RNA binding. NCBI's taxonomy places the organism in Eukaryota, Metazoa, Chordata, Mammalia, Perissodactyla, Equidae. The record is from RefSeq and is a predicted model, not a curated record.
UGGAGGACCCCAGCGACGGCCGUAGCGUAGGGCCCGGUGGACGCGGCGGCGCCUUUGGCGGUGGCGGCGGGCGUUGUGAGCGACUGCGCUGGUUGUCUUUGGAACGCUUUUCGCUGGCCGCCGUCGCCGCGCUGGCUGACUGUUGUGGAGCCGGCGCCAUGUCUGUGAGCGAGAUCUUCGUGGAGCUGCAGGGCUUUUUGGCUGCCGAGCAGGACAUCCGAGAGGAAAUCCGAAAAGUUGUCCAGAGUUUAGAACAAACAGCUCGAGAGAUUUUAACUCUACUGCAAGGGGUCCAUCAGGGUGCUGGGUUUCAGGACAUUCCAAAGAGGUGUUUGAAAGCUCGAGAACAUUUUGGUACAGUAAAAACACAUCUAACAUCUUUGAAGACCAAGUUCCCUGCUGAACAGUAUUACAGGUUUCACGAGCACUGGAGGUUCGUGUUGCAGCGCUUGGUCUUCUUGGCAGCGUUUGUUGUGUACUUGGAGUCAGAAACGCUAGUGACUCGAGAAGCGGUGACAGAAAUUCUUGGCAGUAAGUGUCUUGUUGAGCCAGAUCGAGAGAAAGGAUUUCAUCUGGAUGUAGAAGAUUAUCUCUCAGGAGUUCUCAUUCUUGCUAGUGAACUGUCAAGGCUGUCAGUCAACAGUGUGACUGCUGGAGACUACUCCCGGCCCCUUCACAUCUCCACCUUCAUCAAUGAGCUGGAUUCCGGUUUCCGCCUUCUCAACCUGAAAAAUGACUCCCUGAGGAAGCGCUACGACGGCUUGAAGUAUGACGUGAAGAAAGUAGAGGAGGUGGUCUACGAUCUCUCCAUCCGGGGCUUCAAUAAGGAGACGGCAGCGGCUUGUGUAGAGAAAUAGGAGGCUCUCCCGGCGCUGGCCCUGCUGAGCUCGGUGGUCGCCAGUGCCUCUCACGGUAGUUAGGACGCCCCCGUUGCUAAACACCGCGCGCUUUAUUUUCUUAACCAGUUGUGUGGUGUAAGUAUCAGAAUUGAAACACUUUUUGGGGGGGAUAAAAGAAUAGCCUUUACAAAGACAGAUUUUGCUUUGUUAUUUCAGUGAAUUUGCUCUGUAUUCAGUGUAUUUUAGUUCUGUCAGACAGUGUAAAUGUCACUCUCUUUGUGUAAAGUCCUUUUCUUGCUUACCCAAAUGCUGUUGACUGCGGAGUUUAUUGUCUUGUUUGUGAUUCUUCCAGAAGUGAUCCUUGAUGUUUUCUAUAUCCAAAUUAGCCAUCCAUACCCAGGUAUAGCCUGGAUACAGUAUAAAAAUAGAUAAUUAAAAAGGAUGGUUGCCAUGCAAAGGACAAUUUAUUUCAUAUUUUCCUUUCUUCUUUUAAGCCUUGUGAGUAAAUCACAUGUUGAAAUUUUUUGCAAGGGAGUUAAAGCCCCAGAGUUCUCUCUCACUGCCAUCAAAAUAGAAAAGAUUAAAUUGUAAAGUCAAGUUCCACAGAUUAUUUUGAGAAGUUUUUGUAUAAGGGAUUGAGUAACAUCUUAUCGUUUGGCUCUAUUUACCAGGUGGGGAGUAGGGCUUAGUGUUUUAAACACGUCUGUUUUCUGAUGUUGCCUUAACAUUCUGCUCUUGUAGCAAUUACAAAUUGUUUUCACACACAUCUUCAACUAACACUGCAUAUGCUAGAUUUCUAAGCUCCGAAACCUUUUUUCUAGCAGCCAGCUCGACUGUUCGGUCUGGGAGAGUAAAGCCACCCAGUCACGUUAAUUAGCAAUACCCUGACUGGCAUGUUCUGAGAGAAAAGUGCUGUGCUUUGUCUGGAAGAAAGAGAAAACCUUGGGUUAAAAAAAAUAAAAAAUCAGCUGAUUUGGUCAUGUUUUUUAGAGUAAGCAGUUUCGGUUGUCGAUGGCUAUCCCAGCAGUCAGGUUUUAGACUUGCAGUUUUGAGCAAGUCACUUAAAUCUUGUUGGCACCCUCCUCCUCCUCCUCCCCAUUUUCAGGUAGUACUAAGAAUACUUGCCAUGUAACUUUUGCUGUUGAAUUGAAAGUAUUAAAAUGGUGACUUAAUCCACGGCUUUUUUGGAGCUCACUGCAAGGAGGGUGCAAGUGUUUCUAGAAUAAUAGGAAGUAUUUAGACGUAUUCCCCUCUCAUGCCUAAUACUAGUUUGGGCUUCCUAUUGGUAUAGUAGGACAUUUGGCAUUGCCAUCGGAGCUGUUAGCAGGCUGAAUUAAGGACUGACCAAAUUUUCCAUCAUGAGGAAAGUAGAAAUGAGGCAUAAAUUGCUAUGCAUUGUUGGAUUUUAGAACAAUUUUCUUGAUAGCUCUUUCUGCAGAAGAGUUUGUAGAAAGAAAAAGUGUUAGGAUCUUUAAAGUGCCUAGGAUGGUCGUCUAAAAUGUGUACAAAUAACACUGCCUGGAUUGAGCAUAAAAGGCUUUUAAUUACAUCAUCAGACAUGCAGUAAGUUUGAGAAUAGUUUUCUUUGUAUGGAUUCUGCUUGAGAAUAUUAAAGUUCUUGGCAGAAGUUGUGGAUUUCAGUUUUAACAAAUGCAUUUUAAGUGGAGAAGCACAUUCUGGUCUUAAACUCCAUUUGAGAAUUUAGAAGUGUCAUGUUUAUAAUUAUUCAGUUGUGUUUGUUGCUGGCUUGUUGUAAAGCAAUAAAAAAAUUUUCUUUUGUUU